AUGUCCACCAAACCAGCCGUCGCCAUCGUCCCAGGCGCCUUCUACGAGCGGUGGCACUACCGUCUUCUCCACGACGGUCUUGAGAAAGCCGGUUACAAGGUCACCACCAUUGCUCUGCCUUCGACGGGCAACGAGAAGCCGACUAAAGACUUGUAUCCGGACCUUGAUACCGCCUCCUCAGCCAUCAAGUCCUACAUCGAUCAAGACCUCAACGUUGUCGUCGUGAUGCAUUCCUACGGCGGGCUCGUAGGCAGUUGCGCCUCCAAGGGCUUACUUCCUGCAGACCAACCCAACGGCAAGGGAGUUGUGGGCCUUGUGUACCUUUGCGCUGGCGUUCCGAUGGAAGGGUACAGCUUCAUACAGGGAGUUGGUGGCCAGCACUUUCCAUGGAUGACCCUCAUUAACGCCGAGGACCCGUCCGCCGAAGCCAUUCCAAACACCGGCAUCUGGAUCUGGCCGACCGGCAACGGCACCGACCCAGGUCAGCUCUUCUUCCAAGACUGCGAUGCAGCGACAAGGGAGGAAGCAGUUAAGCGGCUGGGUUACUGGAGCGAAGGGUGCAUGUGGACGCCGGCGACCUUCACGGCGUGGCAGGAGAUUGAGAGCAACUAUCUGAUCACGCUGGAGGAUGUUGGGCUGCCAGCGGAGCAGCAGGAGAUGAUGACACAGAUCCCAGGUGGGAAGUGGAAGCGGGUUGAGAAGAUUGCAACGGGGCACUCGCCGUUCUUGAGCAAGCCGGAUGAGACGGUGGCGUUUGUGAGGCAGUGUUGCGGGGAGGAGGUGUAG
This is a messenger RNA of Saxophila tyrrhenica, 786 nucleotides long. RefSeq lists its product as uncharacterized. The coding region runs from base 1 to 786 and encodes 261 amino acids. The transcript has a single exon. The record is from RefSeq and is a predicted model, not a curated record. Lineage: Eukaryota; Fungi; Ascomycota; Dothideomycetes; Mycosphaerellales; Extremaceae.